GAUUCAACCAACGGAGAGGGAGAGAGAGUCGAUAUCGUAGUUGGGGUAUCCAAUCCAAGGAGCCGAAGGUUGAAGAAAGACCAGCAACGAGAAUCUCUGAAGUUGGUUUGACCAAAAUCACCCGCGACGAUGCCGACGUUGACGAAGCUGUACACAAUGCAAGAAGCGUCGCAGCACAACACCAAAGACAACUGCUGGGUCGUCAUCGAUGGCAAGGUGUACGAUGUGUCAACCUAUUUGGACGACCACCCUGGUGGAGACGAUGUGCUCCUGGCUGCAACUGGAAGAGAUGCCACCGAAGAUUUUGAAGAUGCCGGGCACAGCAAAACUGCGAGGGAGGAAAUGGAAGCGUUCUGCAUUGGGGAGCUUGACACCUCCUCGGAUAUUCCAGAGCUCGAGAUUUUCUCCAAGAAUCAGCCAACUGAUUAUCCAAAGAAGCUCGUGGACUUGACAAAGCGAAACUGGGCUGUUCCUGCGGCUGUUGUUGGCAUCUCCGUGGCUGUCGCGGUCUUGCACUUGCGCAAGAAGUAACCAUCAGAUACAAUUGGCUCUUGUUAUACGACUCAAAGGGAGAGUUCUUCACAAUUUUGAAUAAUUGGGAGAAAACAGCAACCGAGAGAACUGCCCCAUUUUUAUCUAGAUUUUCAUGAUUAUAUUAUUGUUACAAAUUAUAUGGAGAUUGUAUGUCAUUGAAGUUAGGGGAAAUCCAUGGCUUCUGUGUUUGUGAGUCUCCAUUGUUGAAAGAUGGAAAAUUACACUAAAAUAUGCUUUAUUGAAUGUUUAGUGUCCUUUUAGUGAUAA
Messenger RNA from Pyrus x bretschneideri (Chinese white pear), 801 nucleotides. RefSeq names its product cytochrome b5-like. The transcript is spliced from 3 exons. Gene Ontology annotation, molecular function: heme binding. Gene Ontology annotation, cellular component: intracellular membrane-bounded organelle; membrane. Bases 130 to 531 code for a protein of 133 amino acids. The record is from RefSeq and is a predicted model, not a curated record. NCBI's taxonomy places the organism in Eukaryota, Viridiplantae, Streptophyta, Magnoliopsida, Rosales, Rosaceae.